CCGAUGAAAGGGGACGGGACGCGAGUCAGUGAGGAGGGGGCUAAUGUCUGUAGAAACGAGUCGGACGUCUGCUGCUUCACUGGUGUGCUGAUGCUGCUGCUGAGAUCAUCUGGGGAGAUCGCAUGACCUGCUGCUGCUGCUGCUGCUCGCCCUCCUCUUGUUCUUCUUCUUCCUUCUCUUCCUCUUCCUGUUCUACUUGUUGUCGCUGUCGCUCGUGGUGGUGGUGGUGUUGUCGUUGUUAACACCUCCUCUUCCUUUUUUCCAACCCCACCCACCCAUCGGCCCAUCGGCAUCAGCUUGGCACUCCCGGAGAACGCAGAUGAUGGUGGGGUUGUGCUGCUGCUGCCGCUGCUGCUGCAGGAGGAGGUCUGGAGUUUGAGCAAGGUCGUUCACAGAGGACGAGCUGUUGAUCCAAAGAACGGGAGCAGAGUAGAGCACGAGUUCGAGCAUCGAGAGAGAGCCCCGAGAGGAGCGAAAGAAGCAGAGCUAGAGUCAGCAAGAGACCGCCGAGAGAGCGAGGGAGAGCUAGAGAGAGUGAAGGUGAGGCUAAGCAGGAGACGAGGCACGGGGAGAAAAAAAGCAGAAGUAGUAGAGGAGAGGUGGAAGCUGCACGCUUGCAGCAACAGCGGGAAGGAGUAGUAGGUUGGUGGUGGGGGUUGAAGAAAGUACGCAGCACGAAGUGAGACGCUUAGAGAAGAGGACCUGCAGGGGAGUAGAGAGUGGUACAGGGGUGGAAGACAUGAGUUCCACCGCAGGGGUGAGGGUGGUGGUGGUCGGAGAAGCAGGAACGGGUAAAUCCAGCCUUAUCAUCGCUGUUGCAACUGACUCCUUCCCGGAUAAAUCACCGCCGGUUCUGCCCCCGACUCGUCUUCCCAACGAUUUCUAUCCCGAUCGCGUUCCCGUCACCAUUAUCGACACUUCCUCGAGACCCGAGGACAAGGGGAAGUUGGAAUUAGAAUGUAAGAAGGCAGAUGCUAUUGUCCUCACUUACGCAUGUGAUCGACCACAUACUCUCGACCAACUCUCCAACUACUGGCUGCCAGAACUGCGCCAGUUAGAGGUGAAGGUUCCCGUCAUAGUGGUGGGUUGUAAGUUAGAUCUUCGGGAUGAUCGACAACCAAGCUUAGAGCAAGUGAUGGCUCCUCUCAUGCACGAGUUCAGAGAAGUCGAAACAUGCAUCGAGUGCUCUGCUGUCAAACAAAUUCAGGUUGCAGAAGUUUUUUAUUAUGCGCAGAAAGCAGUACUGCAUCCUACUGCACCCUUAUUUGAUCAAGAAACUCAAACAUUAAAACCGCGUUGCGUACGCGCUUUGAAAAGAAUAUUCAUUCUUUGUGAUCAUGACCGAGACGGAGCACUAAAUGAUUCAGAGUUGAAUGACUUCCAGGUGAAAUGUUUUAAUGCCCCCCUUCAACCUUCAGAAGUUGUAGGAGUGAAGAAGGUUGUUUCGGAGAAAAUGUCAGAAGGGGUUAGCGAAAAUGGCUUGACGCUAACGGGAUUUUUAUUCUUACACGCACUUUUUAUUGAGCGUGGUCGGCUGGAAACUACGUGGACCGUUUUGCGCAAAUUUGGCUAUGAUGAUGAGAUAAAGUUGCGAGAUGAUUUGUUGCAAAAUCCGUCUUUCAAGCGAGCUUCUGAUCAGAGUGUGGAGCUUACAGACAAAGGAAUAGACUAUCUGAAGGGAGUCUUUUCUGCAUUUGACAUCGAUGGGGAUGGCGCUCUUCGCACUCAAGAGCUUGAAGAGCUUUUUUCGACUUCUCCUUCAAGUCCUUGGGACGACCCUGAGUACAAGGACUCCGUGGAGACUAAUGCUGCGGGCGCCAUGACCCUGAAUGGAUUCUUAUCACAGUGGGCUUUGAUGACCGUUCUUGAUCCUCUUAAAAGUCUGGCUCAUCUCAUAUACAUAGGAUUUCCCGGAGACCCCUCAUCAGCUUUCAGAAUCACUAGACGUCGUCGGCAAGAUCGCAAGCGCCAACGUUUGCAGCGAAGUGUUUUACAAUGUUACGUUUUCGGUCCAACGAAUGCUGGAAAAUCUGCUCUUCUGAACGCCCUCAUCGGCAGGCCGUAUAACGAAACAUAUGUGCAUACAGAGGGUGACCGAUACGCUGUCAACUCUGUCGAGCAGCUGGGUGGCUCGAAGAAGACACUGAUAAUGAAAGAAAUCAACGAAGAAAUCGUUCCAGGUUUUUUGGAAAAGAAAGACGCAUUAGCUUCAUGUGAUGUGGCCGCGUUUGUUUACGACAGUUCUGAUGAGGCAUCAUGGAAACGUGCUGCCGAACUCUUGUUAGAGGUUGCCGCACAUGGCGAAUCGAGUGGCUUUGAGGUUCCAUGUCUUCUGGUUGCUGCAAAGGAUGAUAUGGAACCUGACCCCAACGCCAUUCAGAACUCAGCAAGGGUGUGUACUGACAUGGGUGUAGAAGCACCAAUCUCAGUGAGUAUGAAACUUGGUGAUAUCGGCAACUUGUUCCGUCGCGUCGUAGACGCAGCCCAACGUCCCCAUCUCAGCAUACCAGAAACUGAGGCGGGUAGAAGUCAUAAACACUACCGGCAGUUGGUCAACCGUUCUGUAACUCUCGUGGCAGUUAGUACGGCUGUGGUGGUUGCCGGUAUAGCCAUCUAUCGGGCCUAUUCAUUACGCAAACAUUCUUCUAGCUAGACGAUACUGUCAAUGUGUGAAUCAAGAGCUUGAGUGAUUGUAGAUGGUGAGGAGUUCCAAGCACCACAUCAAGUCAGAACAUUUUGCCCUUUAGGGGGAAGAAAUUCUAGCCAACUGUAUUCAUAUGCCUUCUGUAGAUUUUGCCAUCCCUUCAGCUGCUUGUAGAUGUCAACGCUCAAAAUAAUUGAGAGCUUGCAGCGACGUCCCAACUUGUUGUACCCAUUCGCCACUGGGCACGUAUUCUUAGGACAGUCGUGCAUUUUAGGUCGUAGGGGUGUGCCACUUUUGAUCAAUCAUGCAUGCGUUCUGUUCGCUAGACAUUUUAGGCCUUCCAUGUGCCACCACUUUGUAGCACUAUCGGGAGGCAGGAUGGCUUUCAUACGAUGAGUACUUUAAUGCCUUAGUCCUGCAGAUCUGAGAGGAUGCCCGGCCAUUUCUCUACCCUCUUCCUUCGGCUUUGAGAAAAGAUCAGUCUCGGGCAUAUCUUAUUGAUCUGAUCAGUGAUUCCCUUCGAAGUAUAUAAACGCUGUCCAAGGGGUUCGAGGAGCAGAGCGAUGAGCAAAGGUUGCAUUGCACAUCCUUGGUCCACUGCACACGACCUCACACCGAAAUAGACAAUUUUGUAACCCCGUUUCUCUUCCCUGUUGUGUAAACAAAUGUUUAUCAGAUUGAAACUUCGGCUAUAGGUUAAGAGCGUAGGUAUAUGGCCCUACUGGUCGACUGUGUUUGGAGUCUGGACAACACUUGGUCUGUUGUGCCGUAACUUCAUAAGUGAACAAAUUUUGAUGAGAUGGUAAAGCAUGGGUUCAUUCGGGUUAAGCACUUGAGCUGCUUUCAGCUUAUACGUCGGAACACGUAAACAAGCAGCUGAUUCGUGCCUGCUUCUGGAAUCUUCGCACAAAUCUUUACGAAUUUCUUGUGCCUGCAGAACUUUCCUUAGAAUAUGUUUGGUGGAAGUGAUUUGGUCGUUUGAUGACAUGUAAUAGGAACUCUUGCAAAGUGAUGCGAUUUGUUGUAGUACAGAGUGUUUUAACGCUCCUAAAUGAGUGGAUAAUUGAAAUAAUCUCAUUAUUAUGUUUCGUUGUGUGAUCCAAUUAAAGAACGGACGUAGAUCACGGUCAGAAGAAAAGGUGGCUGUAGGGAUCCUAGCUUUUAAGUUUUAUUUACGGACAUCUAUUGGAAAAGAUCUUCAUGCAGCAACUGCUCUCUAUUUAUGUCUUUGAUGUAUGGCGGAUGUUCCCCAGAGAUGAAAAGUAUUUUCCACGCCGAUUCUGGUUUCAAGAACGCCAUAGAGGACAAAUAAAUAUAAUCUCAGAAAAGUUGUAAAUCUUGUGAUGAAGCUGCUGGGAAUAACCUGAGACUGAUUAAUUGACACUCAUCGACUGACGAGUGAAAUUGCAGCCACAGUUUUUCUUUCUACCCGGUUAUGAAGUGUGCGUUCGUGUUUUUCCUUUUCUUGCGACAGAUCUGGUCCUAGCAACAUGUGAUGUAAAACAUUGCCUUGGUUUUCUCGCAGGCAUGCGCAGUAUGCGGAUAAUUUUGCAAAGGAUUAUGUUUAGAUGUACAAUAGACCUGUGUUACUUUCUGAAGGGGUAUAUGAAAAGCUGCACCGGGCUACUAUCGAAAGUUAAGGAAGGAUUGCCAGAUGCAUCUUGUCAUGUAUGAGAUAUGGGCCCCGCUAUAUGUUCAUUGAUUUUCUAGUGUGGCAUCACUCUUUAAGACGAAGGUUGAUUCCACUACUAAUAAAAUUCAUCCCAACGGUGUAAAUUCAGCUC
Molecule: messenger RNA, 4428 nt
Organism: Marchantia polymorpha subsp. ruderalis
Lineage: Eukaryota; Viridiplantae; Streptophyta; Marchantiopsida; Marchantiales; Marchantiaceae
Source: the annotation of a GenBank genome assembly